AUGAAAUCUGCAAAUAAAAAUAUUUCAGAUGUAUAUUUUAUGAAUUAAAGAAACCAUUUAAGUGAAAUAAAAAAUGAAUCUAUUUACUUAGAUUAUUUUGAUGAGCAUUAAUAAUAAAUUGAAGUACUGGAAAAAAAACUAUUAGAAUAACAAUCAAUUAGUUAAAAAUAAAUUGAAGAAAUGGAUUCAUUAAAAAAAGAUGUUCAAAGUGCAAAAAGAUUAAUUGAUUAAACAUAAAAUAAAUUAGAUUAAUUUUAUUAAGAAAUGAAGUAGAAAGAAGAAUAAUUAUAUAUUUUUGAAAAGUAGUUAAGAGAUAAAGAAAUGGAAUUGAUUAAUAAAGAAUUAUCAUUAGUGAAUCGAUAAACAUAAACAGAAGAAACUUCAACUUCAUAUUGUUAGGAAAAUAUUGAGUCAGAACAAUAAAUUGAUAUUGAUAUUGCUCAAUAAUUAUUCGAAAAAAGAAUUCAUAAAGAAUAUAAAGCACUUUAAGAAAAAUAAAAGGAAUUAUAAGCAAGAGAAAAUGGAAUAAUAUUUAGAGAAAACAAAAUAAAAGAAUUUAUGAAUAAACUAUCAUCUUCAAUGUGA
Paramecium primaurelia is the source of this 585-nucleotide messenger RNA. Lineage: Eukaryota; Ciliophora; Oligohymenophorea; Peniculida; Parameciidae. The record is from the annotation of a GenBank genome assembly.